GCUCCUGAUUGGUGGAGACGCGCCGAGGUGAAAGGGCGGCCCGUAGGCCGCUUGAGGUAGAGCUCCGGAGGCUGAGCCGACGAUGAUGGCGGCGGCGGCCUCUCUGCGCCGGGUGGGCGCUUGGCAGCAGCGGCAACAGCAGCAGCGCGGAGCUCUGGAGCGGCUGUUCGGGGCGCGAGCGUGUAUUGUACAACAUUUAAAAUGGAGAUGGUACCUUAUCACUUCUCGUGGGCUGCACUCCACAGCGUAUGAUCCAAAUGAAAAGACAUUUGAGAAGCUUCUUAUUGCCAACAGAGGAGAAAUUGCCUGUAGAGUAAUUAAAACAUGCAAGAAGAUGGGUAUUAAAACGGUUGCUAUACACAGUGAUGUUGAUUCCAGUGCGGUCCAUGUGAAAAUGGCGGAUGAAGCAGUCUGUGUUGGCCCAGCUCCCACUAGUAAAAGCUACCUCAACAUGGAUGCUAUCAUGGAAGCCAUUAAAAAAACCCGGGCCCAAGCUGUCCAUCCGGGAUAUGGAUUCCUAUCUGAAAACAAAGAAUUUUCUGGCCGUCUGGCAUCAGAAGGUAUUGCUUUCAUUGGACCAGACAUGCAUGCUAUUCAAGCAAUGGGGGACAAGAUAGAAAGCAAACUCUUAGCCAAGGAUGCAAAGGUCAACACUAUACCUGGUUUUGAUGGGGUGGUCAAGGAUGCAGAUGAAGCUGUCAGAAUUGCAAGGGAAAUUGGCUACCCCGUCAUGAUCAAGGCUUCAGCAGGCGGUGGUGGGAAAGGCAUGAGAAUUGCGUGGGAUGAUGAAGAGACCAGGGAAGGUUUUAGAUUUUCAUCCAAGAAGCUGCUUAAGUUUGGUGAUGAUCGAUUGUUAAUAGAAAAGUUUAUUGAUAUCCCGUACAUAGAAAUUCAGUUCGUAUUGGCUGAUAAACAUGGCAACGCCUUGUGGCUGAAUGAAAGAGAGUGUUCUAUUCAGAGGAGAAAUCAGAAAGUUAUUGAAGAAGCACCAAGCACUUUCCUGGAUCCUGAGACACGCAGAGCUAUGGGAGAACAAGCAGUGGCUCUUGCAAAAGCUGUAAAAUACUCAUCUGCUGGAACAGUGGAAUUCCUUAUAGACUCAAAAAAGAAUUUCUUCUUCUUGGAAAUGAACACUAGACUUCAGGUUGAACAUCCCAUCACAGAAUGCAUUACCGGUCUGGACCUAGUCCAAGAAAUGAUCCGUGUUGCCAAGGGUUACCCUCUGAGGCACAAACAGGCUGAUAUUCCUAUCAACGGCUGGGCGGUUGAAUGUCGAGUAUAUGCUGAGGAUCCCUACAAAUCUUUUGGUCUGCCAUCUAUUGGUAGAUUGUCUCAGUACAAAGAGCCGCUGCAUGUGCCCAAUGUACGUGUUGAUAGUGGCAUACAGCAAGGAAGUGAAAUCAGCAUUUAUUAUGAUCCUAUGAUUUCAAAACUGAUCACCUAUGGAUCCAACAGAGCUGAAGCUUUGCGAAGAAUGGAAGAGGCCUUGGAUAGUUACGUUAUUAGAGGUGUGGCCCAUAAUAUUGCAUUACUACGGGAAGUGAUCGUCCAUCCACGCUUUGUCCAGGGAGACAUCAACACAAAAUUUCUUCCAGAUGUGUAUCCUGAUGGCUUUAAAGGACACACGUUGAAGGACUCUGAAAAAAGGGAGCUACUGGUAACAGCGGCGUCUUUGUAUGUGCUUGAACGACUUAGAUCACAGAGAUUUCUGGGAACUCCAAGGGUGUCUAUUGUUCCACCUGAUGCUAACAACUGGGAGCUCUCAAUCCAGCUGGGGGAAACAACUCACUCAGUUAUAGCUUCAUGUCAAGGGUCUACAUUCUUGGUGGACGUCGACGGGAUAAAACUUAGUGUGACUGGGGAGUGGAACUUGGCUUCAGCCCUGCUGUCUGUCAAUGUAAAUAGUGUUCAGAGGACUAUACAGUGCCUUUCCCGUGAUGCAGGUGGAAAUCUUAGCAUUCAGUUCCUUGGCACAGUGUACAAGUUACGUAUUCUGACCAAGCUUGCUGCGGAGCUCAGCAAACACAUGCCAGAGAAAGUGGUAGAGGAUACCUCCAGCAUCCUGAGAUCGCCCAUGCCUGGAGCAGUGGUGGCAGUUUCCGUAAAGCCUGGAGACAUGGUUGCAGAAGGUCAGGAGGUCUGUGUGAUUGAAGCUAUGAAAAUGCAGAACAGUUUGGUUGCUGCUAAAACUGGCAAGGUGAAAGCUGUACAUUGCAAAGCUGGUGAAACUGUCGGGGAAGGAGAUGAGCUUGUGGAACUGGAAUGAAACUAUUUAUUUCAUAUGUUGCCACAAUUGACUAGCACCUUCUAUGUUCCUCCACAAAUUCAAAUGAACAUUAAGGUAGCAAGCAAAUUAUGUAAACUAAAACGAUGCUAUGGUAUUUUUUUAAACUAUCUUAAACAAGAGGCAAGGGUCCAUAUGGUUUACCUUGCUGAGACUGAACUUAAAAUUGCCUCUGGAUCUCAUAUCACUCCUUUUAUAAAUACCUGUACAUAAGGGAUUUGUAAUUCUCUUCUGCAGUUCUACUGCUAUCAAACAAAUUAAUAAAAGCAUUUUUGCAUAUAAA
This is a messenger RNA of Podarcis muralis (Common wall lizard), 2567 nucleotides long. Lineage: Eukaryota; Metazoa; Chordata; Lepidosauria; Squamata; Lacertidae. The record is from RefSeq and is a predicted model, not a curated record.